UCAUACUUCAUCUGUCAUAUCUACGUUUUCUUUUUAGUAAGCUUCCUUUCAUUAUAAGUAUUUGUGAAGAUGGCACCUUCAAAGCCAAAAUCAGCGGAUAAGUCCGCUGCCAAAAAAGAAGAAAAGAAAAAGCCAGCAUCGGCACCUGCUGCAGGCUCUGCCGCUGCCUCAGGUUCAAGUUCUGGAUCAAAGGCUGCACCAGCACCGAAAGCUGCGGCAAAAGCAGCUGCCAAAUCAGCAGACAAAAAACCUGCAACUUCUAAAACUCCAGCACCUAAGCCUGCUGCUGCCAAAGCAGCAUCAUCAAGUAAAGCUCCAGCUGCUGCCCCCAAAACAAAAGCUACAGCUUCAAAGACCACUGCUAAAGCUCCGGCAGGUAAAGCCACAAAGGGUGCAGCCAAACCUGCAACGAAGAAACCAACUGCAGCAAAAGCUGCACCUGGUAAAGCUAAGGCUCCACCUAAGGCUCUGAUUGCUAAACCUAAGAAAAAUGUUCCAGUUAAACAGCAAAAGGGUGUUGGUAAAAAAUCAGCCGCAUCUGCUCCUAUUUCCAAAGCGUUGAAGGUGCAAAAGAAGGUCAUCAAAGGUCCUAAUGGUACCCACAGCCGCAAAAUCCGUACCUCUGUCCACUUUCAUCGCCCAACAACUUUGAGGCCCCCAAGGCAACCAAAAUACCCAAGGAAGAGUGUUCCUACUAGGUCACGAAUGGAUGCCUAUAAUAUCAUUAAAUUCCCUCUGACAACCGAAGCAGCCAUGAAAAAAAUUGAGGAUAACAACACCCUGGUUUUCUUGGUUCAUACAAGAGCUAACAAAUACCAUAUCAAAGCUGCCGUAAAAAAAUUGUAUGACAUCAAUGUUGCAAAAGUAAACACUUUGAUAAGGCCUGAUGGUAAAAAGAAGGCUUAUGUUAGGUUAGCUAGGGACUAUGAUGCAUUGGAUGUAGCUAACAAAAUUGGAAUAAUAUAAAUGUUUUGUAUUUCUUUUCGUUAUACUUGACAUUAAAAAAUUAUAUUGAAAA
Messenger RNA from Leptinotarsa decemlineata (Colorado potato beetle), 1018 nucleotides. RefSeq names its product ribosomal protein L23A. Gene Ontology annotation, cellular component: ribosome. The record is from RefSeq and is a predicted model, not a curated record. Lineage: Eukaryota; Metazoa; Arthropoda; Insecta; Coleoptera; Chrysomelidae. Gene Ontology annotation, biological process: translation. Gene Ontology annotation, molecular function: structural constituent of ribosome; rRNA binding.